This is a messenger RNA of Cuscuta epithymum, 1740 nucleotides long. The record is from the annotation of a GenBank genome assembly. Lineage: Eukaryota; Viridiplantae; Streptophyta; Magnoliopsida; Solanales; Convolvulaceae.
CGAAAAAAUGUGGAUAUUUGGAAGGAGAGGGCUAUCUGGUUUCUCCGGUUCAUCAACGGCCGAGGAAGUUACUCAAGGAAUAGAUGGAACCGGCCUUACUGCCAUCGUUACAGGAGCCUCAAGUGGUAUUGGUGUAGAGACUGCCCGUGUCCUUGCCUUGCGUGGUGUACAUGUAAUUAUUGCAGUUCGCAAUGUGGAAAGCGGUAAAGAAGUACAACGAAGUAUAGCUAAACAGAUUCCUAAUGCCAAAGUUGAUGUCAUGGAAUUGGAUCUUAGCUCCAUGGAAUCUAUUAGAAAGUUUUGUUCCGAAUAUGACUCCUCCGGUCUACCCUUGAACCUCCUCAUUAACAACGCAGGGAUUAUGGCUCCGCCAUUCAUGCUCUCUCAGGACAACAUUGAAUUGCAAUUUGCAACUAAUCAUGUUGGCCACUUUCUUUUGACAAAUCUUUUAUUGGAAAAGAUGAAACAUACAUCUCGUGAGAGCCAGAAAGAAGGGAGAAUAGUCAUUGUUUCUUCAGAGGCACAUCGAUAUCCAUACAAGGAAGGAAUUCGGUUUGAUAAAAUUAAUGACAAGGAAAGUUACAGUCCUUGGUAUGCUUAUGGACAAUCAAAGCUUGCAAAUGUAUUGCAUGCUAAUGAACUUGACAGGCACCUUAAGGAAGAAAGGGUGGAGAUUACUGCUAAUUCACUUCAUCCAGGAGCAAUCACCACAAACCUUUUUCGCCAUCUCAGUUUCAUCCAUGGUGCUGUCAAAUUCAUAGGCAAAUACGUGCUCAAAAAUAUUCCACAGGGAGCGGCGACUACGUGCUAUGUGGCAUUACACCCGCAAGUUAAGGGAGUAAGCGGUGAGUACUUCUCAGACAGUAACAUAGCCAAACAGAGCUCUCACGCUAAGGACUCUGGUUUGGCCAAGAAGCUAUGGGUGUUCAGUUUGAAUUUGAUAAGCUCCUAAUAAUGAUGUGUUGAGCUCUUGAGUUGAACAAAAUGAACUCAAUGAUGGUACAGUAUAUGGAAUUGCAGAGUUUAAAAGGUGGUCUGGAGCUCGGUUAAGCCCUCUUCCUCCGCCCAUGAUAAUGUCAUGUAUACAAAAGCUUAGUUUUCCCUAAAAUAAAUACGAACUUGAACUUCGACAUGUCAUGAUAAUGGUAGUGUUUUAUUACGUAGUAUUAUUUUUUGUUAGUCUCCUGUCAAUUAAUAUCUUGUUUAAUAAACUCAACUUGCUCAAUUGGGGUUGCUGAGGGGUUUCUGGUUCAAAAUGAUUUAUAGAACUUGUUUUAGUUUAAGUCAUUCAAUUUUAGUAGCCGUAUGCAAGUGUUAGGCUGUGUUUGCAACAGUUUCUCAGAAGCACUUUUCUUCUUAUUUGCUAGAAAAGCCAAAACUUGUGUUUGCAAAAGGGAGCUUCUACUUAUUUUUAAUCAAAUUUACGUGAAAAGCCAGAAGCAGCAUUUGGGUUUCUUUUAUCUGAUUCUUGGUGAUCUGGUAAUAGUAGCAACUUGGGGGAAGAUUAUAUUUAUAAUCAAGUGUUUAUUCCGUAAAUGUCCAUAUCUUCUCCCUGUAUCUGUGCCGCCCUACACGUCUUCCCCAACCUUAGCUAUUCAUUCAAACAACUCAGGGUUUUAAUAGCAGAGGAAUCUUUCAAUUCUUUAAUUUAUCCACUCAAGCAUGAGCACAUUAAUCUACAAAUUAGUUCCAACAUGUAACAUAAUUUAUAUAUAUACUCCCUUUGUAUUUAUAUGUUCC